AUGAGUCAACUACCAGAAGACACAAUAGAAACAAUAACACAAACCCUCAAAUUAUACAACUCAGUAAAAAUAAAUGAAAUAAUAAUAUUCACUAAAAACUUACAAUAUAUAGGAACUUACCCUGAAACCAAAUCCAAAAAAGAUGAAGAUGUUAAAAAAUUAAAAGAGUUAAUUGAAUCAAUUGGUACUAGUGAGAAGAAAUUGGUUAGUUUCAAAGUUAAUAGUGAUGCCGAUGAAAAUACCGAAGAGAGUGGGGAAUACAUUACUCAUUUUAUGGAAAAAUUUAUUAUGGUUUAUAAAUUAGAGAAGUAA
Lodderomyces jiufengensis is the source of this 312-nucleotide messenger RNA. RefSeq lists its product as uncharacterized. The transcript has a single exon. NCBI's taxonomy places the organism in Eukaryota, Fungi, Ascomycota, Pichiomycetes, Serinales, Debaryomycetaceae. The record is from RefSeq and is a predicted model, not a curated record. Bases 1 to 312 code for a protein of 103 amino acids.